AUGGCCGACGCAUACCCCGAAACCAAGCAAAGCUCCCGCGGCAACCACCCCCGAACCUCGACCCUAGGCGGCGCCAGCGCAGUCCCAACCCCAGCGAACAACACUGGCGGCGGCACAGGCUGGGGUGAUAAAGGUUUCUUCAAGGGUGGCUCGCAGGGUACUGGUCAUGUAGCCCCCCCCAACGCUCAAGCAACCUUCGGCGAAUACCUCCCCCUACAAGAACAAAAAGGUGCCGCAACGUCCAAAUUUGCACAACGCGCCACGGAUAUGAACAUGGAUAUAUCAGGGGAGGGCUCAAACACGAGUUGUCAGACUGAGGACCACAGCUUUAUGUGUCAUCGGCCGGGGAAUUCGGAUACGUUGCCGGGGUGGUCGAAGGCGAAGAAUGCGGUUGAAGCGACGUAUGACUUCCUUGCUUUCCAAACUAAAUGA
Molecule: messenger RNA, 432 nt
Organism: Aspergillus ruber CBS 135680
Lineage: Eukaryota; Fungi; Ascomycota; Eurotiomycetes; Eurotiales; Aspergillaceae
Exons: 2
Coding region: 1-432 (143 amino acids)
Source: RefSeq, a predicted model, not a curated record